GCUCGGGGAUGCCUCGCAACCAGUACACAAUUAUAUUAUCGAGAAGCCUAAACACCUAAAAGUGCGCACACUUUGCUUCGCAGAAGAACUUUUACUUCUUUUUUGCUACCAAAUCCGUUUUCGGCUCUCUCUCUCUGCUCGCACAGGAUGGAAGGAAAACUUUCCUGUCUCCUUCUGCUGGGAUGCUUCUUCCUUCUGCCCUACGAGGACGUCAACGCGUUCCCCUUCGAGAAGAGAAGCGCCGCACCGGAGAGAUCAACAGAUGACUAUCCCGAUUAUCUACUUGGCGUGAAAUACGAUGAAUAUCCGAUGAUCGUCCCGAAGAAGAGAGCUGCUUUGCUGAUAGACCGACUGAUGGUGGCGCUGCAGAAGGCGAUUGAGGAAGAGGAAACAUCCAGAUCCAAAGGAUAUUCCGCACGGUCAGAAGAUGCGGUACGAACGAUGAACUUGCAGAGAAGGGGACACGGCAGUUUGAUCGGUCAGCAGAAGGGGAGGGUCUACUGGAGAUGCUACUUCAACGCCGUCACUUGUUUCUAGUCGAUUGGAUCGCAGCCACCCAAGAUACGACUGAAGAGUUAAUUGCCAAAACUAAAAUUUAUUUAA
Nicrophorus vespilloides is the source of this 603-nucleotide messenger RNA. RefSeq lists its product as uncharacterized. The record is from RefSeq and is a predicted model, not a curated record. The transcript is spliced from 3 exons. Bases 148 to 537 code for a protein of 129 amino acids. Lineage: Eukaryota; Metazoa; Arthropoda; Insecta; Coleoptera; Silphidae.